Messenger RNA from Chenopodium quinoa (quinoa), 2904 nucleotides. Its product is annotated as probable LRR receptor-like serine/threonine-protein kinase At3g47570. Bases 1 to 2904 code for a protein of 967 amino acids. Gene Ontology annotation, molecular function: protein kinase activity; protein binding; ATP binding. The record is from RefSeq and is a predicted model, not a curated record. NCBI's taxonomy places the organism in Eukaryota, Viridiplantae, Streptophyta, Magnoliopsida, Caryophyllales, Amaranthaceae. Gene Ontology annotation, biological process: protein phosphorylation. The transcript is spliced from 8 exons.
AUGUCACGCUUAACUCUAUCAUUUUACAUGAUCAUUUUUGCUACCAUUAUUCUGUUUCAUUGUAUUCAGCUCGCAACAACUCAGAACAAUGAAACAGAGAGGUUGGCAUUGCUCGAAAUCAAAGCCAAAAUAACAGAUGAUCCAUUGGGUGUAAUGAGGCAAAAUGAGUUAGAAGGAGAUCUUCCUGCAGGUUUAGGUAAUACACUUCCGCGUCUUCAGUAUUUGUCUUUAGGCUCCAAUCGAUUCACUGGUCUUAUUCCUGCUUCAAUUUCCAAUUCUUCAAGUCUCAAUGUUCUUCAGUUGAGUCAAAACCAUCUUCGAGGUCAUGUUCCUUCUCUGCACAAGUUGCAAAGGCUUUCGCGCCUAGUCCUUUCUGAUAACUCCCUUGGGUAUGGCCAAGACCAAGAUUUGAACUUUGUUUCUUCUUUAGCCAAUCAUACCCUUUUACAAUGGCUUCAAAUAGGCCAAAAUAACUUCAAAGGAGUUUUUCCUGAAAUCAUAUGCAAUUUCUCAUCCCUUACUAUAUUGGCAUUACACAAGAACAAUAUAGCAGGAGAAAUUCCAGUGUGCAUUGGAAACUUAGCCAAACUGCAACAAUUUGUGGUUAAUGACAACAGACUUUCCGGGGUCAUUCCCUCGAGUAUAGGGGAACACCAAAAUCUAAACUUCCUUUACAUGAAUGGUAACAGUUUAUCCGGGGUCAUUCCAUCUUCGAUUGGAAACUUAAGCAGGUUGUCUAUAUUUUCCUUGUCUCAUAACAACCUUAUAGGGAGAAUACCGUCUGAUCUUGGAAACUGUAAAUCUCUAACAGCAUUAUAUUUUGCUAAUAACAGUCUUAGUGGUGAUAUACCCUUGCAACUUUUUGAUCUCCCGGCCUUGUCUACCAUGAUCGAUUUUUCUGAAAACCACCUAACCGGAUCCCUCCCGGAAGAAGUUGGGAAGUUGAAUAAUCUUCAAAGUAUUUUACUGAAUGGUAACAUGUUAUCAGGUCAGAUUCCAAGCUCUAUUAGUAGGUGCGUUGUUCUAGAGUACCUAUACUUGGGGAAAAACUUCGAAGGCUCUAUUCCUGAUGCACUGAGAUCAUUAAAGGGUCUUGUUGAGAUUGAUCUGUCAUAUAACAAAUUAACAGGGCAGAUACCACCAUUUCUAGCAGACUUACAGUUAAGAUUGCUAAAUCUCUCAAACAAUAGCCUUGAAGGUGAGGUACCUAUUCGCGGAGACUUUGAUAAUGCAACAAAUGUUUUACUAAGUGGAAAUGAUAGGCUCUGCGGAGGCAUAGUCGAGUUACAUUUGCCUCGAUGCAGUAGUAGUCCGGACAAGCAGGAAAGCAAACAGGGGCACACGAAGAAAUUGAUAGUCACAAUUCUUCCUUCUUUUUUCGGAGUUAUUCUGGUAUUGGCUUUAGUACUUGUUUUGUUGAAAAAAUCAAGGAAGAGAAAAAAGACUAGUGAACCUGUGUUUCCCGAUACAUCAGGAAAAUCUGAUUGGCAGCGGAACAUUUGGGGUUGUGCACAAGGGAAUCCUCGAGGAGGAUGGAUCAGUGUUGCAAUUAAGACAUUUAACCUCGAACAUCAUGGCAGUUUAAAAAGUUUUAUUGCUGAAUGUGAGGUCCUUAGAAGCAUCAGACACCGAAAUCUUCUGAAGGUAAUAACAGCUUGCUCAAGUGUUGAUAAUCAAGGAAGGGAUUUCAAGGCAUUGGUAUGUGAGUACAUGGUGAAUGGAACUUUGGAAGAUUGGUUGCAUCCAUCACAUGAAACUAGUAAUGUCAAUUGUCAAAAACUUGAUAUUGCAGUUGAUGUUGCAUUUUCCUUGGAUUAUCUUCACCAUCAAUGUGGUGCCCCAAUAGUUCACUGUGAUUUGAAACCGAGCAAUAUUCUCAUUGAUGAUGAAUUGGUCGCUCAUGUCGGUGACUUUGGGCUAGCCAAGAUCCUCCUUAAAGGCAUCAAUAGCAGUCAUGCGAACCAGUAUAGCUCUGUUGGAGUUAGAGGAACUAUUGGGUUACACUCCUCCAGGCAUGAUCUGAAUGCAGAAUAUGGUCUCGGAAAUGAGGUGUCUACCAUUGGUGAUGUCUAUAGCUUUGGGAUCCUUUUACUCGAAAUGUUUACAGGAAUGAGGCCUACUAAUGACAUGUUCAAAGGCGGCUUGAGCCUGCAUACCUUUGUGAAAAAUGCUAUACCCGAAGAGAUUGACACGAUUGUAGAUCAUACUCUAAUAGAAUACACAGAAAAAGAGGAAAAGACCAACAAGAGUGUGAUGUUGGAGGCCUUAACUUCUGUACUUGUUGUAGCACUUUCUUGCUCAGCUGAAGUGCCACAAGAAAAGUUGGACAUGAGUGAUAUAGAAGAUAUCAUGCUGUGUGAAGGUUGUAUAACUUUAUCGGGGUUGUCUGACUUUGUUCCUGGUCGUGUUGUAUCGGCGCCGGCUCAGCGGAAGCGGGACAAGUAUGGGGCGUGUUGUAGGGCUAUUGGUUAUGGUUUUCUUCCUUUCUCCUUUUCUUUGUUGGGAGAAUUAGAUAAGGAUGCUAUUGCGUUGCUGAGGCGGGUUCAGGCGUUCGCUAAGACUCAUGAUAUUGAUGCUUGUGCAGCUGCUCACAUCUUCAGCAGGAUCGGGUUCGCAAUAACUAGAGGGGUGGGGGCCCAGAUUGCGUGGUAUUUGGAUGAUGGCACAAUUAUUGGAGACACUUUGGUGGUAGAGAAGGUUCUACAGUUGAUUAUGGAGGAAGGACCUCCUUUUGGAUUGCAUCUCAAUGUGGAAAAAAUUGAAGUUUUCUGGCAUACAGAAGACCCUCGUAGCAGGCUUGUGGGUGUUUUUCCCCCUUUUAUUGCUCGACCAUUGCAUGGUGUUAAGCUGCUUGGUGGUCCUGUUAGUUCUGAUUCAAGGCUUAGUGGCAAGCUUGUGAUGUAG